Nasonia vitripennis (jewel wasp) is the source of this 5710-nucleotide messenger RNA. It is a transcript of the gene Unr, whose product is annotated as cold shock domain-containing protein E1. NCBI's taxonomy places the organism in Eukaryota, Metazoa, Arthropoda, Insecta, Hymenoptera, Pteromalidae. Bases 1175 to 3856 code for a protein of 893 amino acids. Gene Ontology annotation, molecular function: nucleic acid binding. The record is from RefSeq and is a predicted model, not a curated record. The transcript is spliced from 11 exons.
CAACAUCGCGAAACCGGCGGAUGGAGGGAGACAAAACUAGUGUGCGAGUGCUGAAUGUUGACAUUCAACAUGGCGGCAUGUCGUCAGUGCUGUGCUGUGUCGUGCUUGUGUAAUUGUUAGUUUAGGACAUUUUUGAAACAACGUUCAUUACAAAUUCAACUUUUCAAAGCCGAAGAACAAGGAAACGACAAUAUAGGAAUUACUGAAACGACACAACCACACUCAGCACACAUUGAAGACAUCUGAGGAUUUUUAAGUCAACAACAGUUAUCCUUUAAAAUCUUUUAAAGUUUCUGAUUUGUACACCUUUUAUAAGGGAUGACUGAUGUCUGAACAAAAACGUAGUUUUUCUCAUCUCUCUGUUUCUCUGUUAUGCCUUGAUUAUCUGCAAUUUUAAAGAGAUCGUAUCAAAACGGAGUUGUUGGGCAUACGGUUGCCUUCUAAUGAAACAAUCUCGUAUGCAUGCAAAUGGAAAGUAUCAUCGUUGGCACACAUGAAUAUUGUGCUGAUAAUUUUAUACGCUCUUAGGAAAUUGGUAAUAUACGAUAAGAACAAAUUCAAUAGAGCUAGCUUUAUUGAAUUGAUACUAUCACACGUUCAAAUAUAACAUAUUGCAAAACUGUUGCGGGGGCUGGAGCAAAAACGUAUACGUAUAAUCGCGUUUGCAGCAUUGCGGAAAGUGCCAACAAGUCACAAGUCGCUGGCCUUGAAGAUCGGUGCUUUUUCAAUGAAUGGUAUCGAUGAUACGUAAAAAAUAUGAAAUAGCUACCAAAUAGCAGCGACAAGAUCAUCGCCUUUCUUCCAACUUCCCAAACGGAAAAAGAGGAAGGUAACAAAAGUUCUUUGGCGGCAUUUCAAGGAGCCUUUCUUCCUCUUUGUCAAGUUCUCGUAAAGUCGUAAAUAAUAAAUAAACGAAGAUAUAAGGUACCAAGAACCAUUCUGUGAUAUCUAUGUUAACACUUAAAUAAUUGAAAAGACUAAAAUUUCUAAGUAUAAGUAUAUAAUAUCGUGGGUGGCUGACAAAGCCAUCGACACACUAAGGGCAGCAGAAUAAGCUCGACUGAUCAUUUCCAUCACCUGCAACGAGAAGACAAAGAGACAGAUAAACAAAAAAUACAAGAGAGAGAGAGAGGGGUAGUAAUAUAAGCUUAAAAAAUACUAAAGAAUUUGAGACAUGUCCAACAAUCCUCAGUGGAAAACCUUCCAGCCGCCAAUCAUGAACUCUGACCCAGCGAUAUUAGAGUACAAGUCCAUGGCCAUUCCAAGUCCUAAAGUCAUCAGUGGCACCCAUCAAGCAAAUAACAGUUAUAGAAAUGGCACCAACUACAGCGGUGACUACAUGGACUCGCCUCCUGCUUGUGGAAAGAAUUCUACAACGUUCAAUAAUUAUUCAGGCGCACAAACUUCUCCUCGCAACGGUACAGCGAGGUUUCCCAUUAGUACAUUUACUGGUUUAGAAGGAAUUGUGAAUAAUUCAGGCGAGCCAGUGACUACAAAUAAUUCUUCUUACCAAUCAGAUCAGUCCACAAAUCAGGGCACACGUGAAACUGGAAUCAUUGAAAAGCUUUUGCACUCGUAUGGAUUUAUUCAAUGCUGUGAAAGACAAGCAAGGUUGUUCUUUCACUUCAGCCAAUUCAGCGGUAACAUUGAGCACCUGAAAAUUGGAGAUCCCGUAGAAUUUGAAAUGACGUACGAUCGUCGAACUGGUAAACCAAUAGCGAGUACCGUCAGUAAAAUCUCACCUGAAGUGGUUUUGAGUGAAGAACGAGUCACGGGUAACGUAACAACAGAAUUGCAGGCAAAUGGUGAUUCUCAGGGUCGAAUCAGUUACGAGAAUAGGGGCGAAUGUUUUUUUCUACCGUAUACCAAAGACGAUGUCGAGGGGAAUGUAACCCUGCGUAACGGCGAUAAAGUAUCAUUUACAAUUGCUACAAAUCAUCGUGGAAACUUAGGAGCUUGCCACGUCAGAUUAGAGAACCCAGCCCAUCCUGUCCGUUAUCGUGGGGUCGUAUGUUCAAUGAAAGAAAGUUUUGGAUUUAUCGAGCGAGCCGAUGUUGUUAAAGAAAUAUUCUUCCACUUUAGUGAAGCAAAGUCUAUGAAAGAUGAACUGAGGCUUGGCGAUGAUGUUGAAUUUAUCAUACAAACUAGAAACGGCAAAGAAGUAGCGUGUAAUAUAACAAAGUUGCCACCAGGAUCUAUUAUUUUCGAGGAAAUCAGCGACGAAGUUAUUAAAGGACAAGUUUUGAAACCACUUGAAAGGGGUAAUUCAGCUAGACACCAAAAUGAUCCGCUACCAGGCCGCAUUCGUUAUAGAGCACCUGAUCACUCGGAAGUUGAAGUGCCUUUUGGUGACAAAGAUCAAAAGGGUGAUUUUACCUUGAAACACGGAGAUUGGGUUCAGUUUAGAAUUGCAACAGAUACUAGAGAUCAAUUAAAGAGAGCCACGGAAAUUUCUUUAUUGCCUGAAUCAUUUGAGGUAUCCGGUGAGCGACGCGAACAGGGUAUUAUCGCUUCCUUAAAGGAUGGUUUUGGCUUUAUUCGUUGUGUUGAUCGCGAUGCUAGGCUCUUCUUUCAUUUUAAUGAGGUGCUAGACGUUGAUAGAGAAAUAAGCGUUGGUGAUGAAGUAGAAUUCACGGUUAUACAGGACCCUUCUUCAUCAUUUUCGAACACGAGACAAAGCGGAAUUCGAUUGAAGCACUUGCCAACCGGAAGUGUUCAGUUUGAAACUAUUAUAGAAUCUGAUGUUCUGGGAAAAGUAAUCGAAGACACCAAUGGUAACGACCCUGGACUAAUAGCCUACCUCAAAGACGAUUUAGAACAAAACAUUAUUUUCUUUACAAAAGAUUGUAAAUCUAAAAAUGUUCCGAGAAUGAAUGACAAAGUACAGUUCAGUAUCUGCCAAGUAAAACGAAAUAAAGAACUCGUUGCUGUAGAUAUUUCUCUCCUGACUCCCAGUGGAGAAAAGGUUCAAAAUCAUAAUGGCAACAAAAAAUCAGCUGGCACUGGACAAUUGAUUCAAGGCUUUAUCGCGGCUCUGAAGGACGGCUUUGGUUUUAUUGAAACAAUAAAUCAUGAUAAAGAAAUAUUUUUUCACUAUAGUAAUUUUGACGGAGAUGCAAGCACUUUGGAAUUGGGCGCCGACGUUGAGUGCAACAUAAGUACGGGCAACAAUCGUGGUGGGGCCGGGGGCUGUACGGCCGCAGAGUCGGUGCGACUGCUAGAGAAAGGUAGCAUCCCGCGACCGAGCGUCAAUGCUGAGGUCCUGGACGGAACCGUAAUCCGUCCGCUGCGCAGCGCAAACCCCGAUCAGGUGGAGUAUGCUGGCCUGAUCAAGGUCAAUCCAACGACAGAAGACGAGGAGACACCUGAAUACGAGUUCGGCAUUAUGGGCCUAGGGAACAAGCGCGAGCUCCUGCAGACUGGCGAUCCCGUGCAAUUCCAGGUGGACUCGGACAAUCAUGCCACCAAUAUCGUCGCCGUGAGGAAAAAGCGCCGAGCCACAGUCGACGCGGUCAAAGGCCCCUUCGGGUUCCUCGCCUACGAGGUCGAUGAGGGCAAGAAGCUCUUUUUCCACAUGAGCGAAGUCUGCGAUGACGCCAAGCUGAAGCCUGGCGAUCAAGUUGAGUUCGUGCUGGUUACCAAUCAGCGUUCUGGAAAGUCUUCGGCAUGUAACGUCGUUCGUUUGAGUGAGGCAGUGAUGCAACGGCCAGAAAGAUUGAUCAGUCGGCUGCGCACCGUUUCUUUAGAAGACUCUGGACCGAAGUUAACCGUAGUCAGGCAGCCCAAGGGUCCGGACGGGACUCGCGGCUUUAGUCAAGAGAGGAUGCAGCGCAUACCAGGUGCCAUCGCAGAAUAAUGUUAACCGUUGUACCUAACGAGUGAGGAUGGAGGGAAAGAAGACAUAACCUCGGAUUGCAAACCUACUUUACCUAUAUUUUCGUCCAUGCACGCGUCGACGCCGAGAUUAUUGUAAUAAAUAAUUAUUAUUAUUAUUAUUAAUAUUAUUAUCAUUAUAAUUUUAUUAUUAGGUGAAAGAAACGCGAAACUAAGAACAUUUGCCAAAUCUAAGACACUUUAUUGUAACAAAUACAAAAUAUUGUGUAACGACAACGCGCAUAGUCGGCGGCGACGAAUUGGACAACGAGUCUAUAUUUUUUUUAUUUUUAUUCGAGGGAAGAGUGUUUUAUCUUCUCAUCGUACAUACAAAAAACAGAGAUAAACAAAAUAAACACACGCAAACACUAGUUAUUAAAUUAAUUGAAAUCGUGGAAGGAGAUCGCCAAACAUUGUUAAUUAUUUGUGAAAUUGUCAUACGUAGGCUCAUUUUUUGAAGAUUUCGGAAGCGAUUUAGUGUUUUAAGUCAGAAAAAAAUGAAUGGAAAAUAGGAACAAAAACGGACAGCGUGCAGCAGGAAAUAUGCGGGUACACGUUAGAAAGAAAAAAAAAUAACGAGAGUACCAUCAAAAGAGUAACGAAGAAAAGUGUAGGCACGGGCUUUAGCGUUCAAAAAAAUAUAAAAAAAAGUAUAAAAAAGGGCAGGUCGCACUGCUGUCGUCUGUUUGUAAUUUUUGCGACAAUGAAACUUGUCCUGUCUGUCUUUAUAAAAAUAUACGUACAUGUUGAUACUAUUUUUUACGUUAUGAUUUCUUCGAACCGUACUUUUUUUUCUACCCAAGAAAAGCGAGUUCUGAAGAAUGACAAAUAAUUUAAAAAAAAAAAAUAAUAAUAAUAAAUCGAGCGUUGCCAACGCGCGCUCGCGUAAAGAAGCGCUAAGAAAUCAAAUGAAACUUCGAAUAUAAUAACGGAACAAACGAAAGAGGUGUCGGGAGAAGUAGAAUCUCUAUACGCAUAUGUGUCGGCGACGAUUUUGUCGACGUGUGAUGUCUAAAAAACGAAACUUGUAAAAAAGACAUUACGCCGGGCAGCAACUGGUCCGAGAGAGUAUAUUAAGAGAAAAAGAUGAGAAUUUAAAUAAAAGCCUGGGGUGCGCGUGCGUGUAUGAGCAUUUUUUCAGUCAGACUGUUGUUACGAAACUUAAGCAAAACUAUACACAAGACGACAACCAGUCGCAAGCGAAAAUCCUUCGAAACGCUCGUACGCGCACCUGCACGAGUCUGUCGUUAAGUUCCUGAUGCAAUGUCGUGUUGUAAAAUCAAAUUAGAGUUAUACAAACCUUUCCGUUGAAAUCUUUAAUUUGACAACCAAACUAGAAAGAAAAAGCGUAAGAGGAAACGUCGUGAGAAAGUAACGAAAGACGCAAAGUCUACUCGAAGUAAAAAAAAAAACGAAUAAUAAUGAGAGUAGAGGAUCAUGCUGAAUGAUUGCAUUUUGAUCUGAAAUCUUACCAUCGUUUGUCGGCGACUAUUGUAAAGGAUGAGAAAAAAAGCACAUGAAUAUAUAAAAACACAAAAACAAGGGGGAGGGGGGACAAACCGAGCGUAAACGAUGGUAGAAUUUCUGUAUAAUCUCGAACGAAAAUAGCGUAAACGGGAGACACAAACGAGGCGAAUGUAUGACAUUGCAAAUUGUAAAAACAACAAAAACAAGCACACUCGCGAAAAAUGAAGUUUAGCGCUUGUUAUCAUCUUGUGCCCCAUAGAUUCGAAGAGAAAAACAAAAAAAAAACAAAAAAAAUACAUCGUACCAUAACAUACUGUAAAUCCUCCUUUGGUGAAUAAACAUUGGAAGCAUCAGAAUGAACAAGAUAAAA